This is a messenger RNA of Lotus japonicus, 2358 nucleotides long. Its product is annotated as probable inactive receptor kinase At4g23740. The record is from RefSeq and is a predicted model, not a curated record. Bases 224 to 2101 code for a protein of 625 amino acids. Gene Ontology annotation, biological process: protein phosphorylation. Gene Ontology annotation, molecular function: protein binding; protein kinase activity; ATP binding. NCBI's taxonomy places the organism in Eukaryota, Viridiplantae, Streptophyta, Magnoliopsida, Fabales, Fabaceae. The transcript has 2 exons.
AGUAGGUGAAGGUGAACCAAAAAAAUUUCUAUCAAGGUUAAUUUCCAUGUCAAACAAGAGCUGCUUACUUUGACCCCAAAUUGUCUUAUACUCCUGUGUAUUAUGUAAUCCAACUUUCUUUCCACAGUUUAGGUUUCUUGUAAAAGUGAUCAACAUCUUGAGGAGAGAGCCUUUUACAUCCAAGUUGUCUUGAGCUUUUGCUCUUGCCUCCUCAAGCCAGAAAAUGGGCAAGAACAAGAAGCUAGCACUCUUGUUCCUUUCUAUAGCUGCCAUCGUUAUGGAAGAAGCAAUGUUCCACACUGUUGGAGCUGAACCAGUGGAAGAUAAACAAGGUUUGCUUGAUUUCCUUCACAGCAUGAACCACCCUCCACACAUAAACUGGGAUGAGAACUCUUCUGUUUGCCAAACCUGGAAAGGAGUGAUCUGCAACACUGACCAAUCCAGAGUCAUAGCUCUUCAUUUACCUGGAGCUGGAUUAAGUGGUCCAAUUCUACCCAACACUCUUAGUCUCCUCACAGCACUUGAAAUUGUGAGUCUCAGAUCAAAUGGGAUAACAGGCCCUUUCCCUGAUGGUUUCUCUGAGCUAAAAAACUUGUCUGGUCUCUAUCUCCAAUCCAACAAGCUUUCUGGCCAUUUGCCAUUGGAUUUCUCUGUUUGGAAAAAUCUUACUUUCAUCAAUUUAUCCAACAAUUCUUUCAAUGGGAGCAUCCCAAUUUCAAUUUCAAAUCUGACCCAUCUGAAUUCUUUAGUCCUUGCCAACAACUCACUUUCUGGUGAGAUUCCUGAUCUCAAUGUUCCCACCACCCUGCAAGAGCUGAAUUUAGAAAACAAUAACCUUACUGGGGUUGUGCCUAAAUCACUUCUUAGAUUCCCAAGUUCAACUUUUUCUGGUAAUAAUCUUACAUCAUCAGAAAAUGCACUUCCUCCAGAAGCACCUAAUGCAGAUGUAAAGAAGAAAAGCAAAGGACUCAGUGAACCUGCACUGUUGGGGAUCAUCAUUGGUGCUUGUGUUCUGGGAUUUGUGGUGAUUGCAAGUGUUAUGAUUGUGUGUUGCUAUGACCAUGCUGAUGUAUAUGGCGAACCGGCGAAGCAACAUAAAAAGGAAGCUUCUGGGAAAGCAAAAUCUUCUGAAAGUCAAGACAAGAACAAAAUUGUGUUCUUUGAAGGUUGCAAUUUUGCAUUUGAUUUGGAGGAUCUUCUGAGGGCCUCUGCUGAGAUUCUUGGAAAGGGUAGCUUCAGCACGACGUAUAAGGCGGCUCUGGAGGAUGCAGCCACCGUGGCGGUGAAGAGGUUGAAGGAGGUCACUGCUGGGAAAAGAGAGUUUGAACAGCAGAUGGAGGUGGUGGGGAGAAUUAAGCACGAGAACGUGGAUGCUUUGAGUGCAUAUUACUACUCUAAGGAGGAGAAACUUGUAGUAUCUGAGUACCAUCAACAAGGAAGCGUUUCUGCUAUGUUACAUGGCAAAAAUGGCGAGGGGAGGAUUUCUUUAGAUUGGGACACCCGUUUGAGAAUAGCAAUUGGUGCAGCAAGAGGCAUUGGUUACAUCCAUGCCCAACAAGGAGGGAAACUCGUCCAUGGAAACAUUAAAGCCUCAAACACAUUCCUCAACUCACAAGGAUACGGUUCUGUAUCUGACACAGCCUUAGCAACACUGAUGAGUCCAUUACCCUCACCACCAGGCACGCGAACAGCAGGGUACCGUGCACCGGAAGUAACUGACACGCGCAAAGCAACACAAGCAUCCGAUGUGUACAGUUUCGGGGUCCUUCUACUCGAGCUUUUAACUGGGAAAUCACCAACAUAUUCAGCAGAAGGCGAGCAAGUUGUGAACUUGGUGAGGUGGGUGAAUUCUGUGGUGAGAGAGGAGUGGACUGCAGAAGUGUUUGAUGUGGAGCUGUUGAGGUUUCCAAAUAUUGAGGAAGAGAUGGUGGAGAUGCUGCAGAUUGGGAUGGCUUGUGCUGCAAGAAUGCCAGAUCAGAGGCCGAAAAUGAAUGAUGUGGUGAGAAUGAUUGAGGGGAUUCGGAGGGGAAAUACUGGAAAUCAAGCUUCGCCCACUGAGUCUAGAUCAGAAGCCUCUACACCAACAGUAUAUGCAACUUGAGACACUAUUAAGUUCUACUUGUGUUCCAUACAUUCUUUUGUUUUGGUUGAUAGUUCUUAGUUGUUUAGAUGCAAUCAGUGUUCUCAAUUUGUGUUGUUGAGUGGAGAAAUAGUAUCGAUCGCUUGGGUUUCUGAAGUUAGUGGUAAGUAAUUAAGCUGCCACAUUGAGUAGAUGGCAAAUCGAAUUGGUUCUUUUGCUAAUGACCAAUGUAUACUACUGAUGUGUUUGGUUCAAGUGGUAUAUGUUUCAUAUCUCAA